Dujonia railenensis is the source of this 945-nucleotide messenger RNA. NCBI's taxonomy places the organism in Eukaryota, Fungi, Ascomycota, Pichiomycetes, Serinales, Debaryomycetaceae. The record is from the annotation of a GenBank genome assembly.
AUGGGUAAAAGGAAAGGAGGCUCUUCAGGUGGUGGUAAAUCCAAAAAGUUCAAAGUUGGUGGCUUCAUUGACCCAUAUACAAGUGGUGUGUACGCAACUUGCACUCGUGGAAGAGAGCAACAAUGUAGAAAAGAGUUGAUGAAUUUAUUCUCUGAAAAGAUUGAACAGUAUUUUGAUCUUGAAAACCUUGAAAAUAGCGAAGAAGAUGUAGAAGGAGAAUCUGAAGAACUUUCCAUUGAGGAUCAAAUAAAGAAAGAACUUGGUGAAAUGAAAGAAAGCACCGUCACCAAGAAAGAGCUUUUAACUCCUAUUGAUUUGGGCUGCGAAUGUCUUGUCUUUAUUAAGACUAGAUACCCCGUGAAACCGGAAACAUUGAUACAAAAACUUGUAGAAGAAUCGGCAUCCCUGGCUCAAAAGACAACUAGAUUCACUCAAAGAUUGACCCCUAUAUCAUUUUCGUGUUCUGCAACAAACGAAGAAUUGAUCAAAUUGGCCAAACGUGUAUUGAAACCGCACUUCCAUAAGGAAGAAGGCCAGGAGCCAUACAAGUUUGCUAUUCAGGUAUCCAAAAGAAACUUUAAUGCUAUCCCAAAACUUGAUAUAAUAAAGCGUAUAGCUGAAUGUGUAGGUAGAGAACAUGGACACUCUGUUGAUUUGAAGAAAUAUGACAAGUUAAUCAUGGUCGAGUGCUAUAAGAGUAACAUUGGAAUGAGUGUUGUGGACAAGUACGAAGAAUAUGACAAAUUCAACUUGCAGCAAAUCUUUGAUAAGACAUUAGGAAAUGACAAGGACGAUAAUUCAUCGAGAGUGAAGAAUAGUCGAGUAAAUGUAGCAACUGAGGAGGAGGAAGGUGAAAAGGAAGAAUUCCAUACUGAUAAAGAAAUUGAAGGUGGAGAGAAGACAGCAGAAGGUGAUGAACAAAAAUCUUUCGAAAAGGAAGCAUAA